AUGUACGCGAAGCUGGUGAACGUGGCAUUGCUGCAUUCGCCACAGGCGCUGCUGUCAGUCAAUCACCCCGUGGCAGCGGAGGUGUAUCCGCAUCUUUAUGCUGGCUCCUGCAGUAAUGUGGUGAGCUGUAGCAGAGGCCGCAAAGCCCCGAAGAGCCAGCAGCAGCAGCAGCAGCAGCAGCAGCAGCAGCAGCAGCAGCACACGGCUCUUGCAGCAGACGCCUCUAUAAGGGGGGGUUCUGCCUGCGGAAUAACGGAGCAGCAGCAGCAACAGCAGCAGCAACAACAUUGCCCAUCUCUGCCUGCCGCAGAAGACAGCAGUGCAUGCGGGAGCUCUCUAGACGGGCAGCUGGAGAAGGUCGCGUUGUGCUCACUGAAACUCGCCAAAAAUCUUAAAUCUUUUUCUGUCCGCAUUGAGUUGCGGGAGUGGCGUAUCAGCUACGGCACGACUCCUGAGAAGGUUCCUUCUCUUUGGUGUGUGAGCGUCUCUGGACGGCAGUAUCGCUUGGAGCGACCGGCUGGUCGCUAUGCAGCUCUUUUUGCAUCUUGUAGACGGAGGUUUGAGAUAGCGGCUCGCGUGGUUCCUCAGCUGUAUGUACACCCCACCACGGCGUAUGAGGAGCUCUGCGGCUUGCUGACGGCUGCGGAAACAGCCAAACAAAAGGUCCAGCAGACGCACGAAGGGCAGCAGCCGUCUUCACCUUCGGUGCGCUGCUUCCUCGAAGGAGAGCGAGUCUGCACUGACGCUCACGCUGCAGGAGAUCCAUCGCAGGAGGAUGCCAUGUUAGACAGCCUUUCUCAGCAGCAUCAGAACCAGCCGGAGGAGCAGCAGCCGCUAUCCCCGGCAAGAAGCAGCAGCAGAAGUACAGGACGAGGUUCAUCGCGAGGAUCGCGUCCGCAUCAACAGCAGCAGCAACACCAGCAGCAGCAACAGCAACAACAACAGCGAUCUUACCCCCCUCCUUACCCCCUUCAGCAGCAUCAGCAGGAGCAUCUCAACGACCCCAACUCGAUCUUUGAGCAUGCCAAGCUGCUUUCCGCCCUUCCGAUUCGGAAAGGCAAAGGAUCGCAGCUGCUAUCGCUGUGUGAUCCACGAGGCACUGGCGUAAGGCACUUGGCAGACGAGACUAUCAGUCCUUCCUGCUGCUGGGGAGGGGCCUUUGCGGUAGAGGGGUGUACAGAGGAGUAUCUUGUUUCCAUCUCACGCUUCUUGCUGACGCAAAUUGCGGCUUUUGAGGCAACAGUGAACGGGAAAGGCGCACUCCUCAAGGACGAACAAGCGGCGAACGGCAACGCAUGCGCUACGGGGGGAAGGGAGGAAGAAGGGGGUUCCUCGAGCGGCGAUGCAUGCAGUAGUCGCAGCCUCCUUAAGGGGCCCUUUUGCCAAAAGCUCAUCGAGAAGGCGAACGCAGCUCACGUGUACCUCCCCCCCCUCGAGUAUUUGCUGUCUCCAGAUCUCGCUGCCCUCCAGGAGGAGGAAAAGAACGUGCAGCAACGCCCUGAUCAGCAGCAGCAGCAGCUGCUGCUAAUGCUGCAGCAGGCAUGCGCCUCAGAGGUCGAGUCAGCAAGAGCCGCCGCAGUAGGCGCGUCGACACAGCACGCCUCAUCGUCGGCAGGCAGGUGGGGAGUGUUCUCAGGCAGGGGAGGGAAGCGCUGCAGACGACCUCGCGGAGACGUCGCAUGUCUGGAAACAACAGCACCAGCGCCUGCAGGAGCAGUUGCAGCAGCGGCUGCUGCUGCUGCAUCGAACUUGCGGACGGCAGCAGCAGCCGUACAGCUGCAGCACCAAGUGCAACACUCGCAGCAGCAGCAACAACAACUAGCACCAUCGCCACUACAGGCAGAGCUGGAAGAAGCGGUAGUACAACCAAUGGACGAGCUUUCCAUAGAUCCUUCAGAGUUUCCGAUGUGCCAGCAGCGCGUGUUGCCGCUGGCUUUGCUGCAUCUCUACAGACAUCCAGAGCUCAUGGAGCUGCAGGAUUUUUUGCGAGUUUUCUCGGAGUAUCUUCAGUUGCUGCCCCCCUCCAUUGAAAUUCUGGAAGCAGCGCUGUUACGACCGGCUGUGAUGCCUUCACGUGCGUGUGUUACGGGUGUGAAUACGCCCAUGGGGAGUACAGAGGCAGCGGCAUCUGAGAGACACGGGCAUCAGAGGUUGCAACUCACGGCUCGCAUGUAUGAACUGCCGCACAGGCUUUCUCUGCAAGAGCACCAGGGGGCACUUCUGCUGCAUGAAUCUCCCUCGGGAGGAGGUAGGCAGGAUGAGGAUGCAAGCUUCGCAGCCUCGCCAGGAGAGAACGCAGUGGAGGCAUCAACUGCUGAACCGGUUUGCAAGACGGAUCUCACAGCAGCAGAUGCAGCUACUAAAGCCCAAGCAGAUGCAGCCACUAUAGCUCAAGCAGGGGUAGAGGAAGAAACAGACGCAGACGUGUUGAAGAGGCUGUCGGCGGGAGAGUCUGUAGGUGUUGCCGACAUCCUUGGGGGGGAGGGCAAGGAAGGGGUCUACAGCAGCUCCAAUACUGUCGGCGCAACUGCAGCAGCUACAGAAGAAGCUGCAAGUAAUAAGCCAGCGACAGCACCAGCCAGCGGUGAAGGCGUGACAACGAGCGCAGGAGGUCAGGGUAAGGAGGAUUUUUGCGCCGAAGAAGACACUUGUGUCACGGAGGAGGAGGGCUGCCUUCUGAGCGGGAGAGCAGCAGGAGAUGCUGAGGAUUCAGAAGAAGCGGAAAAAGCGGCAGAUGCAGAGGCAGAAGCGGCAGAUGCAGCGGCAGCAGCUCUGGAUGCAAACGUGUCUGAGGCAUGCGGCAAGCAGCUUCCUUUCUUCUUUGGAGAUGCCUUGCUGCUGCGACUUGUGCAGCUGGCUGUGCUGCAGCUAGCGGAGGCGUUGCCUCGAGCCGUGCCUGUAGGGAGCAAUGCAGCAGAUGGUCUUGUGCCUGAGGAGAGCAUGGUGUCUGCAGCGCUGUGGCUAGGCAUUGAUCUAGGAUUCCAAAGACACCCGCUUCAAAACAAGCCCAAGAAAAAGCUGCGCCAACACGCUGCUGCGUCAGGCAUCAAGGGAGAAGCCUCAAGCUCUCACAGCACGAGCAGCAGCUUCGACGGCGAGAGCAGCCGUCAUGCAGCAUUUGCUCCUGCAGUGAGUGCAGCAGCCUCAGCUGCUGCAUUUUAUGAAUGUGCAGCUGGAGGGCGUCCGAAUAUCCUGCAGCAUGUGCGUCGCUUGCUUGCUGAAGAUGCAGUUUUCACGGCGGGAGCUUUGCAGCCUCUACAGCUCGGGAGUCGCGCAUUGAGAGCUCUAGAUGGCUUGCCUUUCGACAUCCGUCUCGUUGAUCCCCUAACAGCCCCCCUCCUGCUCAAGAGACUGCUCUUCGAGUGUAUGUACAGCCCGAGGCGCACUUACUUGACACCGUCCAUGAUGGAGCCACCCCCUCGACGCAACGCAGCAGCAGCAGUAGCUCCAGAGAAUGCAGAAACACACGACCAACGCCUUCGUGAGGAGACUCCGGGAGAGACGCAGCCUCUGCAGGAGCACAGCACUUACGCUGCUGCUAGCGCCAGUCCAACCUCGAAGGCUUCCGCAUUUGCGGCUCCAGCGGCAGUUGCGGAAGGCACAGACACGCCGAGUGCCUUGCGAUCGCUGCCAGCAGCGGGGAGUGGCGAAGACUCUUCCUCUCUGACAGGAGGCAGCGACGUCUGCGCAGAAGGAAAAGAGCAGCAGGAGCCUAGAGAAGCAAAGGAAACGGCGUUUGCUGCUCUUGGGGGAGCGGCAGCUGCUGCGCAAAGAGGAGGACGUAGUGGCUGUACCAGCAGCAACAGCUGUCAGCCAGAAGCCUCCGCCGAUGAGGAUCUCUCCGACGUCAGCAGUCUCGAGGAGGGAGAUCGCGAUGAAGACGAAGAGACAGCAGAGGCAGCUGCUGCUGCGGCAGCUGCUGCGGGAGCAAUUCCUGCAGUGGAGUGGGUAAUUGAUCUUGGCAAGGCAGAAGUAUGUGGUGUUGACGCUAGUGCCAUUGAUCGCCUCUUGCUGGCACUGCAUAGCCUCCGAUGCGGCAGCUUUUGGCUGUUGCCAGGAGAUAUCCGCUGCUGCCUGCUGCAGCAGCUGCAGCGGCUUGUCUCCGAUGGAUGGCAGGGAAAGUUUUUUCUGGAUGCGAAGCUCGAAGCGCUAGCACGUGCGCGUCUAAAUCUGCUGCGGCUAAAGGCUGCUGCGACAACAAGCCAUCCGGAGGAAGAUCUGCCGACUGCUACUACUGCUGCCCUUGCUGCUGGGGAGCUCAAAACGGAGAAGGAAGUUGACGACAGCCAGACAGCCGAGGAUGGUGAUGCAGCUGCUGCAGCAGCUGCAGCAGUCACGAGUGUCACACCCCUAAAGGAUUCUUUACCACGUGGAACUGAUAGAGCAAAAGAGGAGACAGGUGUGUUGCAGAGUUUCUUGCGGGGGUAG
Cyclospora cayetanensis is the source of this 4428-nucleotide messenger RNA. RefSeq lists its product as uncharacterized. Gene Ontology annotation, cellular component: nucleus; aryl hydrocarbon receptor complex. The record is from RefSeq and is a predicted model, not a curated record. NCBI's taxonomy places the organism in Eukaryota, Apicomplexa, Conoidasida, Eucoccidiorida, Eimeriidae. Gene Ontology annotation, molecular function: transcription cis-regulatory region binding; nuclear receptor activity. The transcript is spliced from 9 exons. Gene Ontology annotation, biological process: regulation of transcription by RNA polymerase II. The coding region runs from base 1 to 4428 and encodes 1475 amino acids.